GGGAAGAGGCCAGGAACAGCCGACCAACCCCGGCUUCUCUUCUCUGAUAUUAUUCUGCAUUGCGAGCCCGAGCAAGAGGCUGCGCUCGUGUCCGUAGGAUGUCCCGUCAUGAAGGCGUGAGCUGCGACGCUUGUUUGAAAGGCAACUUCAGAGGACGACGAUACAAAUGUUUAAUCUGCUACGACUACGACCUGUGCGCAUCGUGCUACGAGAGCGGCGCGACCACAACCAGACACACCACAGAGCAUCCCAUGCAGUGUAUAUUAACCCGGGUUGACUUUGACCUGUACUACGGCGGAGAGGCGUUCUCCGUGGAGCAGCCCCAGGCCUUCACAUGUCCCUACUGCGGCAGGAUGGGCUACACGGAGCUCUCCCUGCAGGAGCACGUGGCUGCAGAGCACACGGAGACCUCCACGGAAGUGAUCUGCCCCAUCUGUGCAGCGCUGCCAGGCGGAGACCCUAACCAUGUGACGGAUGACUUUGCUGCUCAUCUCACACUUGAACACAGAGCACCCAGAGACCUGGAUGAGUCCAGUGGGGUGCGGCACGUGAGGAGGAUGUUUCACCCUGGGCGUGGGCUCGGGGGUCCGAGAGCCCGCAGGUCCAACAUGCACUUCACCAGCAGCACCACAGGGGGGCUCUCCACCAGCCAGAGCUCCUCCCAGAGCUCCAACUACAGCAGAGAGGCCAUGGACCCCAUAGCAGAGCUUCUGUCCCAGUUGUCGGGGGUGCGGCGCUCUGCGGGCGGCCAGCUCAGCUCGGGCCCCUCGGCCUCGCAGCUCCAGCAGCUUCAGAUGCAGCUCCAGCUGGAGCGCCAGCAGGCGCAGGCGGCGAGGCAGCAGCUGGAGACGGCCCGCAACGCCUCCCGGGGCGGAGGCCGAGCCAACGCCAUCCUCAACACCAACUCGGCUGGCGCCAACUCCAGCGCCAACCACAACACCAACUCGAGUCCCAACCCGGGCCCGCCCGAGUCCAACCCGCAGCAGGCGGCACACAGCUCCCAGUUCCUCCUCAGCAGGCUCAGCGAACCGCGGCUGUCGGAGGCGGAGCGGCAGGCGUGCGAGGCCCAGUGGGCCGACCGGAGCCUGUUUGUGACGGAGCUGCUGCUGUCCACGCUGCUGCCCGAGGAGGACGCCUCGUCCUCGGAAGACGAGGACGACUGUCGCGGCCCGUUGCGGAACUUCGCCCACUUCGAGUCCAUGGGCUGCGUUGAGGUCAUGACCCUGGACGUGGCACUGGAGAACCUCAACCUCAAGGAGAUGACCCCGGCAACCAGGACGGCGAAAGCGGUGGCGAAGGCGACGCCGGCGAAGAAAGAGCCCCCGGCUCCGCCCCUUUGAUGACACGGCCCCCCCCCCUCCCCUCAGACCACCGUUGAUCGCGGCCGACUGCUGAGUCGGUCCAACUGCCAAUGGAUGACAAAAGACUGCAGUUCUUUUUGGCUUUGUUUUUAUUAUUAUUAUUAUAAUUAUUUUUCUCAGUGGUUGUCAUUUCCGAUGUCGCGCCCCACUCGGCCCGUGUCUAUUACGUUGCGUACAUUGAAUAAAAGUAGUGAGACGAGAGAAUGUGAAGGCAAGCGUGGGAAAGGAAGAAAAAACUAACUAUAUAAAUAUAUUAUAGAAAAAUCUAUAUGAAAGUUGAUAAUCAAUUCCACGUAACCCGCGUUUCCUCUAGCAGAUGAUGAGCACACACUCGCCCAGGAGAGGAGGCAGACGGGGGGGGGGGGGGGGUGCUGUGUAUUUAUAGUUAAUUAAAGAAGUGCUUGGAUGGUUUACCACAACUUGAGCAUGAGCUUAAAAUCACCACGUGCCCAUUUUUAACUGCACAGUCACCACGAGGGGAGGUCUCUCUCUAACUGUACAGGAGCGGUGCUGAGUGCCACAACACUGGCACCACACACACACACACACACAGUCCGAUGGGUGCGUUUGGUUACAUUCAUGUCCAGUCUCCACCCCCCCUCCCUUGUGUGACAUCACCUGUUUUGGGGUCAUGUGACCUUGCUUUAUAUCGACUGUGGGCACUUUGGUGUGGAGAUGCAUACCCGGUGUCCGUUGUGCUCUACAUGAAGGCGGCGAGCAACACAGCGGAGACGCGGGGCGACCGCUUUCACGCCUUUCUCUUUUCUUUUUUUCUAACGUGAAAGAAACGCAACCUGGUCUUCACACGGUUGUCGUUUUUUUGUUCUCUUGCUCUUUUAAAAGGAAGACCAGACCGCGACCGUCUCACGCUUCCCUCGACCUGAACUUAAUCUGCUCCAUCGCUCAUGAAUGCAAAGAUCACUCAUCAUGUGACUUGAAGGAGAGACUCCUGUGUUGCUCUUUCCAUUCUUAUGUCAAAAACCAACCAGAUCUUUGUCUGCCUCCACUGCUACCUGAAGAAAUGCAAUGUAUGUCAAACCACAGGGUAAACCUUUGUCUGGAGGACAAUAAAAAUGUUUUGAAUGGAAAUUAACUAACCCAAUCCUGCUCUCUGGUUUGUGUGUUUUGUACUUUUUUCUUUUUUUCUCAGUUGCUUAACUUUUUGGUGAGAAUGUACAGCAUAUGGUAAAAAAAUUAAAAUAAACACCUAUCUUACAGGUCACGUUCUAUCUCAA
Molecule: messenger RNA, 2596 nt
Organism: Pseudoliparis swirei
Lineage: Eukaryota; Metazoa; Chordata; Actinopteri; Perciformes; Liparidae
Product: E3 ubiquitin-protein ligase KCMF1-like
Exons: 7
Coding region: 99-1340 (413 amino acids)
Biological process (GO): synaptic signaling
Cellular component (GO): plasma membrane
Molecular function (GO): zinc ion binding
Source: RefSeq, a predicted model, not a curated record